AUGCAGAGACAGCGAGUAGAGGGAGGUGGGAGCGGCGCGAGGCCACCCCUCCCGCCGCACCGCAUUGGCCCGCGCCGGCGGGGGCGGCGGCUGGCGGAGCGCGGCCGCGGCAUUGGCCGCCGGGCACGUCGCUCCGCGGCCGGCCGGGCGGGCGGGGGCUGCGCGCCGCGCGGAGCGGCCGGGGGCACGCGGCAGGAGCGGGGCGCUCCGGGGCGGAGCGCGGCGGACACGCGCGGGCGGAGGGCGGGCGAGCGCUCCUCCGCGGUCGGGGGUGCGGAGGGCGCGGAAAGCAGCGUCGGGCUUGCGCGGGGCUGUGGGGUAAUUUGGAAAGAAGGGCUCGGUGUGCGUUUGGGUUGGUGGUGUGGUUUGAGGUUGGGGGGCGGGGAUGUCUCAGUGCGUGCUCGGUGUCGCUUGCGCGGGGCAGCGCGGCCGCCCGCGGUGCGAGUCGGGCCCGGCGCGGAGCGCAGCGGUGGCCGCGGGGCCGCCCCCGGCGCACGCAGGUUCGGAGGCAAUCGCCAGCCCCGGCCCGCCUUCGCCCGCUUCGGCCUUAUAUUUAAUACAUGCCCUUUCAUCUAUAAUUCAGGCUGCUCUGACUCCAGCCCUGUCUCGGCUCCCAUUUACGCCUGCACACCUUUCUCCUUCCCUUUCCCGAAGGGUCAGCCGAAACACUCGCCAAGGGAGGGAGAGAGCUACUCUGCUGGUUUGGGUUUUGUCUGCUUAAACAUUGAAAUGGAAAAGAUUCCUUCUCUCUGUGGUUUGAUAAAUAAUAAAAGUGAUCGUUUCGCCCUCUCCAUAAAUGACACAGGUAAAUUAUCCAGCUAGCCACAAAGAAGCAUCACAUGCCUGGAAGACACUGUAAUAAAAUGACAAUGUAUUAUGAUAUGAGUGACCUCAAAAGUGUGACAAGAAGAUGAUUAUAGUGCAUUAUCUAUAGUGCAUUAUAUGUAGUGCCUUUUUCAACGUUUUCAGAAGUAUGAAUGAACCUUUAUUGACUGUGCUUUUAUUGCUAGCUUUUCUCAGCUUGAAUCUACAAGCUGUAUGCUAGAACCUAUCCAAUUUAGUAUGCUCAGGUACGUGGCCAUGCUGGCUGUUGCUUCUGGUUAAGUCUUUCAAAUAUAUAUGCAUAGGAAAAAAACAAAGAUAACAUCAGCAUUUGACUUUUUUCUGUAUGUGGUACUAUUUCAUUUGCACAUUUUCAGUGGACAGCACUGGUGAGCUAAAGAUUGAAGUUCUACCUUGAGGAUUUUACAUUUUCACAUGCAGGCUCUUAGACUCCCAUAUGUGUCUGCACAUAGGAUGCACUAUUAAAAAAUGGUGGGAGCUGCUUGUACCACUCAGAGGUCAGAAAUUUGCAUGGCUUGGAAUUGUGUGCUACAUACUGAUAAAUGUACAUAUCCUUGGAAGUCAUAUGGAUGCAGCCACUGUAUGUGAGCAUUGCACAUCCUGUGAUCCCAUGAUGCAUAAAGAUUAAACAUUUUCAGUUUUGCUGUGCUUUGUAGUUGUGUCCAAAAUACUCUUGUUACACAGAAAAAAAAAAUUGAUCCUGGUUUUGAUGACAUCAAGUAACAUUAGAAAACGGAACUGGAUCUAAUAAUAGUUUAAGAAAAAUGUUCAUUAUGUAAUACAAGAAGGAUGGCUAGAGCCCUGGCAUUGAAAGUGAAGCAAGUGACAUGAAGGAGCAACCUUACUGCCAAACCACUUAGAAAAAGAAUUCUGUGAAUGAAUUAAGUGUGCAGUUCUUUUGUCUUUUAAAAUACAAAGCAGAAUAGCCAUUAAUAAAGGUGAUAAUUCAAACUGCUA
Molecule: messenger RNA, 1800 nt
Organism: Lonchura striata (white-rumped munia)
Lineage: Eukaryota; Metazoa; Chordata; Aves; Passeriformes; Estrildidae
Source: RefSeq, a predicted model, not a curated record